AUGGAGGCGUCACAGACACUCAUUCAGGAGUCGCGCGUGCACAGCUACCAGGAGGUACACGUGUCCGAGACGCGGCAAAUCAAGAAGAAGUCCAAAUCCAAGAGGCAUAAGGAAGAGGGUUCGAUAUCUGUGUCGAAGAGCUCUGAGAAGCUGCACAAGAAACUGAAGGCAGUGAACGGGGAAUCGAACCCGCAGUGCGAGAAAUGCGCCCGGCCAGUUUACGCUAUGGAGAGAGUGAAAGCGGAACGCAGGGUCUGGCACAAGGAGUGCUUCCGAUGUGUCCAGUGCAAUAAACAGCUCACAGUGGAGACGUAUCAAAGUGACCACACAACUCUAUACUGUAAGCCACACUUCAAGCAUCUCUUCGAGCCGAAGCCAGUGGACGGUGAUGAUGAGACGGAUGCUGCUCCUAAGAAACACCAAAUGAUCAUCUGUGAAAGCAAUCCGGUCGAGUUGCCGCCGGAUGUCGUUAGAGCUUCGGACAAGCCGGACCUGGGGCUGGAGGAGCUGGCGCAGCUGGACGUGAAGUCGCGCUUCCAGGUGUUCGAGCGCGGCGCGCAGCCUUCUGAGUGCGAGCCGCAGCCGCAGACUCGCGCGCCGCGCGAGAAGUCCAGCGCGCUGCUCUCCAAGCUCGCCAAAUUCAAAGCGAAGGGCAUGGAUAUUGGCGUUUCGGAUGAGUACCUCAAUGGAGUUCAGGUGGAGCCAAGCUCCAGUGAGCCCGAGGAUGAGGAUGACGAGGACUCGGUGCUGCGCAAGUCGUACAUGCAGGCGGGUUCGCGCGAGCAGGCCGUGCCGCUGUGCAACAUGAGCGAGAUCGUAGGCCGCUUCGAGGCGGGCCCGCGAGCCGCCUCCGACCGCCACCGCGAGCGCAAGCAGGAGAUACAGAACAUACGCAGCAGGCUCUUCAUGGGUAAGCAAGCUAAGAUCAAGGAAAUGUACGAGCAGUCUGUUAUGCAGAGUGAGCAAAGUAAGACGUCUGCGGAGAAGAUCGCCAGGGAUUUGGAACUGGACGCAGAAAAGGCUCGCGCGAUCAAGCAACGCUUCGAGAACGGAGAAGUGUUCAACGAUGAAAACCAACCGCCGAAGAACAGGGAGAUCGAAGACAAGUCGCUGUUCAACGAAGGUAUUGCUAAGAAGUCGCGCUCAAUCUUCCUAGAGCUGGACGCAAACGCGAAGAGCGUCCCGACCUCCCCACCAGUGCAGGAAGCUCCGAAGAGGAAGGAGAUCCCAUUCGUACCAAAAGACGUGGUCCGGGCGGCGGACAAAGUAGAAGACGUGAAGAUCGAGACCGCGGACAUUUCUGACCGAUUCCGGUUCUUCGAGACCUACAGACCGGAGACCAACCGUAAAGAGUUCAGGAUGACUCCGCCCAGGCAAACGCAGCGUGGCAAAUCCCCGUCACCGGAAGUGUACCAUGAGCCCAGCGUGGUGCGAAGUGCGGCGGGCUCUGCCGACACCGCGCUGGCGGCCGACCGACACACCGCCUCGCGCAUGAUCUCCGUGUUCCGUCAGCUGGAGGAGCAACGACACAAGCCCGACGAUACACAGGGUCCAAAACCCCUGAAGUGCUUUACUCCCCCACCUCCUGGCGAAGCAAACCAUCAAGGGGACACCUCUGAGGAGGAGUCCAGUUCCGAGUAUGAGGAGGACAGCGAGGAGGAACGUAGGAGAAUUUAUCUCGAAGCGAGGCAAAGGGACGAGGCACUUAAACAGGCUCAACAAUUGGCUAGAACGAAGAGUUUCCGAGACCGCUUCGAGCACUGGUCGGAAUCGGAGCCACAACGCUCACCUUCUAGCGUGCUCAUCCAGAGGGAAUACAACGAGGAAGAUGGGGAAUCGCAGCUGGAAACUGCGAGAAGCUUGCGUGAGAAAUUCGAGAAGAUGAAAGUUCAGCAAACUACUGUCACCAAAACCGUCGUGCCCAAAGUGAAUCGAUUUGUGUCGAUGUGGGACUGA
Molecule: messenger RNA, 1956 nt
Organism: Parnassius apollo (apollo)
Lineage: Eukaryota; Metazoa; Arthropoda; Insecta; Lepidoptera; Papilionidae
Source: the annotation of a GenBank genome assembly